Molecule: messenger RNA, 1404 nt
Organism: Moesziomyces aphidis
Lineage: Eukaryota; Fungi; Basidiomycota; Ustilaginomycetes; Ustilaginales; Ustilaginaceae
Source: the annotation of a GenBank genome assembly
AUGAACCGUCAGCCAGAUAGCGAUCUGCCCGGGCUCGGCAGCCCCGGCAGCCUCAAGGCUGUCUUCGGCAGCUCACAUGCUCGAGACUCGGAUUUCAUGGACGACUUUGUCGACGAGAUCCUGCCCGACUUCAUGCAGACCUCCAUCUCGGCAUCCAUCGCCACAUCCGGACGCCGCUCCCGCCUGGAUGAAUCCGCAGGAGAGGGCCUCCGCAGGAAUGUUCUACUGCGCAACGCCAUGCUCUCCAGCCUUGAGCGAGAGCGCCGCCAAACAGAAGUAGAGCUGCGAGGCUCCAACGUCCCUACAUCUCUGGCUUCAAAGGAAACUUCUGUGGAUGAUGCCAUUGCCAGCACUCUUAUGGACGAGGAAGCGCAGUUCUUUGAAGACCUGCUCAGCGAGCUCACGGGCUCCGACAGCAUUGAUCCCCCAAGCUCCGUCCUCGAGCUUCCAGCAUCAAGUAGCGACGCACUUCGCUUUGCUCCACACGAAUCUGCUUUGGCCGUCAAGCAAGACGACGGUGAAGAAGACUUUAUCGAGCUCGAGGCGGAAACAGAAGUCCAAUUCGCCUCAACUCCCACGAGUUUUCCGGCGGAUCGAGGGUCUCUCAGCCUGGACCUUCCUGUUCGGACGCUCAAUGACUCUUGCUCGAGUGCAUGCUCAGCGUUGGCUGCUGGCUCAGACUCUGGCUUUGCAGAACAGACUUCGCGCCCGCCAUCCGUCGCCAGCUGCUGCACUGGCUAUCCUCACGUAUGCCCGUAUCCUGCCAUCUCUGGAUGCAGCGCUGCCUCAUCGGAGGAGCUGCCCGCUUUAAUCGAUGAUGACAGCGAUCUCGAAGAGGACGAAGACGAGGUAGAGGAGAGAGAUGCGGCCGCGUUCGAUGUCGGUGCCGAUGCCGACGCAGCGGUCGUAGCCGCCGCCGAUGCCGACACGUCGCGGUCGCGACCUCUGUCGCCAAUCCUCUCGCCUGUCCACUCGGUCUUCCUGGAUUGUACGAGCCUGCGCGAUCAACUUUCGCCAGAGUCGUCUCGGCCAACUUCGCCGAUCUCUAGCGCAUCGUCCAAGGGCGACGGCGAAGGGCCGAGCCCGCUGCUGAUUGCGUCGGAGCUAGGCGCACUCCCGUCGCUCGCCGAGCUGUCGCUGCAGCCUCACAUCCUGGGCCGGCCGCCUCGCCUGCUCACGUCGGCGUGGUUCGAGACCAAGGCAGAAGCAUCGGGCGGUGCAAGCACGAGCGCCGAACGCAUGCGCUGGACCUCGGCGCCCGCCACCCAUCUUCGGUCGCCACCGACCGUGCCGGACCUUGUUCCCAAUAGACCGGGGCUCGCCCCGCACCGCAACAUUGCGCCGUUCCAGCCGCCGCACACCGACGCCAAUGACACCUCGAUCGUGGUUCAUUGGACGCGAUAA